Messenger RNA from Anastrepha obliqua, 670 nucleotides. RefSeq lists its product as uncharacterized. The record is from RefSeq and is a predicted model, not a curated record. Bases 66 to 656 code for a protein of 196 amino acids. The transcript has a single exon. NCBI's taxonomy places the organism in Eukaryota, Metazoa, Arthropoda, Insecta, Diptera, Tephritidae.
GUUUAUAAAACGAAAAAGUUUUUAAUAAAGCAGCAUUUGCAAGAAAUUGAUUUGAAACACGACACAUGCAAGAAAUUUGGUGCUUCUUCAAGCUGCUCGAAGUGCUGCUGGGCAUAGCCUGCCUCACAUUCCAUGCGCUGGGCUUCGUGCGAACCGAACCGCUCCCGCACAAUCUCUUCUAUUGCGGCACUUUUUCCUGCUUCGCAGUUCACUCACUCUUCGGCAUUUUUAACAUUUGCUGCGGACGAGGCCGCAACGAAAUGAUGGAGGCAAUAACCACUACUUUGGGCGCUACUGCACACUUCAUUGCCUCGCUGAUGUCGAUGUAUCAUGCGGAGAAUGAUUUUCAUCUGAUAUUUCUCUCCGAUUUUGAGGAGCCAACGCAUCCGUUCUUCUUUUAUUGCAAGGCACAAAGCAUAGCCGCACUAGCUACUGGCGGCAUGUAUAUGUUGCAUGCAACAUUCGCCUUUGAUGCUAUGCUCAUACGAGUAGAGCCAAAGAUGCCCCGUGAGGGGAUGGCUGAUGAGGAAAUGGAGGAGGAAAUGGAAAGGGUACCGCGCCAUCGAAGACGGAUUGAAAUGUUUGUGAUGGGGAAAUUGGUGCACACGAAACUGAUGCGCUUCAAAUGGUUCGAGAAGUUGGCUGUGAAACCAUAAUGGGAGGAAGGAAA